AUGACGGAGAUGCUGCGAUGUCUGGUGCCGCAUCUCGACAAGCACCUCGUGCUCGGCCUGCUGUACUUCCACGACGAUCAGGGCCUCGACGUGGCGGACGCCAUUCGCGCCGUGCAGGCCACGACGGCCCUCACGCCGGAGGGCGAAGUCUCCCCCGCGCAGGAGCGGAAGAUCGCCAAGGCCGCCCAGCGAGCCCAGCCCGCCCUGGAGGAGUUCUUUGAGAAGAACGAGGCGGAAAACAGCACCUACCAGUUUAAGUUAACCGGAAGUGAGAUUGAUGCGCUGCGUAGCAACAGGGAACUCUCACGUGAUGUACUCGAGGGAAAAGGCAUCACCCGAGAUGUGAUGAAGGCGGUGAUGGAGUUGGCCUAUCUCUGCUAUGAUGCCGCUCGCUACACAGACGCCUCGGAGCUGCUCUCACUCUGUCAAUGUGUGGUUGGAUAUGAACUCGACCAGAGCACACUGCUGUGGGGUAAACUCGUCAGUGAUACCUGCACCUGCAAUUGGCCCUCCGCUAUUGCCGUUGCGGAGAAACUGCGACGACAACAAAACGCGGAUGUCUUUGAGGAAGAUAUCUUUCGUGUUUCCACCGUCACUACCACCACAGAGCGGGUAUGGCUCCUACACUGGGUACUAUUCCCCUUCUUUAAGGGCGGUAAUCAAUACUCCACCCAUUUGCUGAACUUUAUCUUUGAUUUCAAGACAAACUCUGUCUAUCAAAGUGUGGUGGAGACGGUCUGUCCACAUUAUCUUCGCUACAUUUGUGCGGCGGCUAUUCUCAACAAACAACGUCGCUCCGCACUGCGUAGUGCUGCCGCCAUGGUAAGUGACAUCUACGAGUACUCUGAUCCACUGACACAACUCGUACACGCGAUUGUAAACCGACAAUCCUUUGAAGAUGCCCUCGCCCUCCUUCCCGCUGUUCGCACAAUGGCGCUUGGGGAUUACUUCCUCACCACACACACCACCACACUUGUGGAGAAUGCACGUCGCCUGAUCUUUGCACGAUAUAUGGCCACACACGCCGUUGUUUCUAUUCCGUAUGUGGCGCAGCAACUCGGCACAACGGCGGCCGAUGCGGAGGUGUGGCUUGCCAAUCUCAUCAGCGAGACGAAGCAGCGGGCGAAGAUUGAUUCCGUUGCGGAGCAAAUGGUGGUGGGAUCGCAGGUGCGCUCUGUGCAUCAGACAGUACUGGAUAAGCUGGAGGUGGUGGACCGCCGCUAA
Molecule: messenger RNA, 1224 nt
Organism: Trypanosoma theileri
Lineage: Eukaryota; Euglenozoa; Kinetoplastea; Trypanosomatida; Trypanosomatidae
Product: putative eukaryotic translation initiation factor
Exons: 1
Coding region: 1-1224 (407 amino acids)
Biological process (GO): translational initiation
Cellular component (GO): cytoplasm; eukaryotic translation initiation factor 3 complex; nucleus
Molecular function (GO): translation initiation factor activity
Source: RefSeq, a predicted model, not a curated record